This is a messenger RNA of Perca fluviatilis (European perch), 3516 nucleotides long. RefSeq names its product SPARC (osteonectin), cwcv and kazal like domains proteoglycan 3 (gene spock3). Gene Ontology annotation, molecular function: protein binding; calcium ion binding. The coding region runs from base 153 to 1346 and encodes 397 amino acids. The transcript has 12 exons. Lineage: Eukaryota; Metazoa; Chordata; Actinopteri; Perciformes; Percidae. The record is from RefSeq and is a predicted model, not a curated record.
CGGUGCCAUGCGCGUUCCCGUUUACUGCUGCGCACAGACAGCCGGUGCGGAGAGAGAAAGAGAGAUAGAGAGAGAGAGGAGAGGGCUGUCAUAACUAGUGACAGAAAACGGCAGCGAGCACAUACAGUCUGGAUAGCAGCUGAUGCGACAAGAUGCUGAGCGUCGCCUUGCUGUGUGUGUACGCCGUCGCCUUCGGACACGUCUCCGCUCGCUCCGACAGCGGCAAUUUUUUGGAUGAUAAGUGGCUCGCUGGGAGAUGGGACAAAUUCAGAGAUGAAGUGGAGGAGCCUGGAACAUGGACUCCAUCCAAGCCCUUCGAUCAAGGCCUUGAUCCAGCCAAAGACCCCUGUCUUAAGAUCAAAUGCAGUCGCCACAAGGUGUGUGUGGCUGAGGAUUCUAAGACUGCCACUUGUGUCAGCCAGAGGAGAGUUAGUUUUAAAGAUGCCAGUUUGUACCAGAGUCCAGGGUCGAAGUGCAAACCCUGCCCUGUGGUCCACCCCUCUCCUGUUUGUGGAACUGACGGCCACUCCUACUCCACCAAGUGUAAGUUAGACUACCAGGCAUGCAUCACAGGAAAGAAGAUCGCUGUGAAGUGUUCUGGCAUGUGUCCUUGCCCCUCUCAGCCUGAACAGAGCUCUGCAGAAAAGAAAGUGUGCAGUGAGUCGGAUCUGAAGGAGGUGGUGAGUCGUCUGAGAGACUGGUUUAGAGUGCUGCAUGAGAAUGGCAACCACAAGAGAGUCAAGAUCCAGAAGCCAGAGAAAAACAAGUUUGAGGUCGGGGCGUCACCUAUUUGUAAGGACCCUCUGGGCUGGAUGUUCUCCCGACUGGACACAAAUUUUGAUGUCCAGCUGGACCAAUCGGAGAUCCAGAGCCUCUACCUGGACAGGAACGAGCCAUGCUCUGACGCGUUCUUCAAAUCCUGCGAUACACGCGCCGACAAUGUUAUAAGCAGCUCUGAGUGGUGCACAUGCUUCCAGAGGUACACAGAUUCCCCUUGUAAAGCAGAGCUGUCCAGUGUCAACAAAAAGCAAGCAGGGAAGAAACUGCUUGGUCAGUACCUGCCAUCCUGUGAUGAGGAAGGUUACUAUAGGUCCCACCAGUGUCACAGCAGCAGCGGCCAGUGCUGGUGUGUGGAUCGCUAUGGCAACGAGGUGGCCAGCUCACGCACCCAUGGCCCUGCAAACUGUGGCGUGAUAUUGGAGUCUUCUGGAGACCUCGGCAGCGGAGACUCGCUGUUCACUGCUGACGAUGAAGAUUCCUUUGUGCUCAACGACCAGGCUGGGAUGGACGAUGAGGACGACGAAGAUGAGGAUGAUGACGAUUUCAACGACGAAUAUCUGUCGUAAUUUCAAAAAAGAAAAGAAAAAAAGAGAAAACUGUUUGUUUGGUCAAACUGCACGUUUCUAGGUGACUCCCCAGGCAGAUACUUAAUCGUACUAACAGCCUAUGGACUACUCUCUGUGUAUUGUUUGUUCAUAAGUUUUAAAAAACACACAAAAAAAAAUAUAUUUCUGGCAAAUGUUUAUUAUUUCUCUUCCUCUUUAAGUAUACAAUAUUAUUGGUUAAUGGCACUUGUUCACUUGUGUGUCAGCCAACCAGAGAACAUGACUAAGGACUAAUCGACAAACCAAUCCCGUGCUUUGGAUUUGGUCAUGUGUGCAAAGACCUCUCCCUUCAUUGGACAGUCCAUGUCUUCUAGUGUGUCCUGUCCUUAUGCAGCACUCUGAUGCCUGAGUGUGUUGAUGCCUAGGGCGCAACGUUAAAGAGAUUUCCCCCUCUUCAUUCCUUCAUCCUCUUCCUCCCCUCCACACCCCCGCUCCCCCACCCUGUUACUCCUUAUCAAAUGUUCCUGUGUAUAGGUGGGAUGUUGAUGAUGUAGAUAAGAGAAUAUUGCACUCUUUAGGUUUCUUUUGAUCUUGAUUUGUAACUGUGACUGUAACUGUGUGAAAAAACAAGAUAACAGUUAGACAUGCUUCAUUAGGAGAAUUAAGGCAAAAAACAACAGUGCAAGUUGGAUAACAAUCAGAACCGACAUGCUUGCUGUUUUCACAGAGACACAAAUCAAGUCAAAUCAUCUCAAAGGCUGAGCAACGGGGAAAGACAAAUUACUGCUUGGCUGGUGGUGUUAGGGGGAAAAUGUUAUCUAUUUUUCUAAUCCAUUGUCGGACGAAUACAGAAGAUGAAACAGAUUUGUCGUAGCAUGUCUAAUACUGUGUGAUGUUGUUUCAGUCUGUAGAACCAGAGGCUAAAACCUUUGUGGAACUCAAAACAUAAUGUUGCUUGAGGGGGGAAAAAUUCCCUCAAGCGUGUACAGAUGAAACUGCACUUGCAUAGUUAUAAACUGUUUAAGCCACAAGUCUGUCUGAUAAUUUAAAAAAAAAAAAAAAAAAAAGUUGACUGACCUUUAAUAUAUGUCAGUGAGCUCAAAGAAAACCUCAUCACAGCUCAGAAGUGGAGGUGAUGUUUUAACUGUUCAGAUAUGAGUCAUAACAUGAUUUGAGCACACAGUGUAACAGAAUAACUCUCUUCUUGCACAGUAAUAAAACCACAGAACCAUGCAGACCUGUUAAAAUGUCUGGCAGGGGAUAAAGGGUGAGGUGUGCCUUUUACCGGUGAGGACAGAUGGUGGAGAUGGUGUGAGAAGCAUGCGUUACUGGACUGACUUUAGCUUGUUAUUACACUGCAUAAGAGUGGCAUUACUGUUAAAGCUUGGAUACUAUUUGGGUUUUGGUAUGGCUUGUGUUUUGGGUCGCUCUUACGAUGGUGUUACAUAGGCCAUAUUUCAGAUCUUUGAUUUGUUACAUAGGAUAGCUAGAAUGUAGAGAAGCACAGAUAUACUUAGCAGUUAAGGCAUACAAACACUUAGAUUCUGCUGGAUUUGAAAAUGUUUUAUAUAUUAAUACACUGGCUAGAGGAAGCUUUGGUUUAGAAAGCUUUAUUAGAAAAAAGAUGAUCAUCUUACAGUGUUUUGCUUUUACUUUGUUUCAAAAGCUUGAUUUUUACCUAAUCUGCUCUAACUACUUAUAGUGAAUAUCUGUCAGGGUUGAAAACUGAAACUGAUCCUAGAUUUGUGUAGUCUUGACAAGUCCUGUGACUGUUUAUGCAGACCUGAGAUUAUCUGAGCUCCUAUGUUAAUCCUAAUUUUCAAUUAUUAAUCUGCCUUUCGGGCUUCAUUUUAAAUCAAACAUCUGUUGAAAUUCCAUGUUAAGACCUGAAAAGUGCCAUCGAACCGUCCAAUAGUGUUUUUUUUUUUUUGUUUGUUUUUUGCUCCCUUCAUUCCUUUUAACUUGGAAUUCCAAUUCACUUGAAGAACUGGAAAACAUUUCAGUCUCAAAGUGUGCUAUUUCAUGAGUGUGAUGACAUGCAAAUCAUUUUGAUGACCUCAGACACUGUAGCCAAUCUCAACCAAUCACACACUGUCAUCACAGCUUUGAUAGUGUUUAAAGGUAAGGAUACAGAUGCAUUUUUUUUACAGUGUAUGUAUGAUUUGCUGAAAUAAAAGCUAUAUUGACCAAU